AACGCAUAUUCUCAAAAAACAUUCUCACAUUUCUCCCAUCACCCAAACCACGCGCCGCCUCUACCAUCUCACGCGCCGCUGUACGAUUUCAAAAUCAUCCAUCAAUCUCAUCCUCUCCUUCUCCCUUAUCCUCCUCAAUUCCCCUCUUCUCUUUCUCCAUCUUCAUACCCUCAAGAUCUCACAAAAAUCAUAGGGUUUCAACUACUUAUAGAAUAAAAGAGUCUAAUUUAUGAAUUAGAAUCCACCAUGGGAGGUGUGACAUCAUCGAUCGCUGCAAAAUUCGCGUUUUUUCCACCAACGCCACCGUCGUACGAGGUUGUAGCCGACGAUAGCUGCGGCGGACGUUUAUACAUACCGGAGAUUCCUCGUCGCGAUGAUGUCGAUGUCUUGAAGCUUCGUACACGUUGUGGCAACGAGAUCGUUGCUGUUUAUGUUAAACAUUCGAAAGCUAAUGCCACGAUUUUGUAUUCUCAUGGUAACGCUGCUGAUGUGGGUCAAAUGUUUGAGCUUUUCGUUGAACUCAGCAAUCGCCUUCGUGUCAAUCUUAUGGGGUAUGAUUACUCUGGUUAUGGUCAGUCUACUGGACAGGCAAGCGAGUGUAACACAUAUGCUGAUAUAGAGGCAUCGUAUAAAUGCCUCAAGGAAAAGUACGGUUUAAAAGACGAUGAACUGAUAUUAUAUGGUCAAUCUGUCGGCAGUGGACCUACGGUAGAUCUAGCUUCGCGCACACCUAAUUUGAGAGGCGUGGUGUUACAGUGCCCUAUUCUGUCUGGGAUGAGGGUCUUGUAUCCGGUGAAAUGUACAUAUUGGUUUGACAUUUACAAGAAUAUUGACAAGAUCGGCUCAGUUAACUGUCCUGUACUAGUAAUUCAUGGAACUGCGGAUGAAGUAGUUGAUUGGUCACACGGGAAACGGCUCUGGGAACUCAGCAAAGAGAAGUAUGAACCUUUGUGGAUAAGUGGAGGUGGACACUGUGACCUUGAACUCUAUCCAGAUUUUAUCAGACAUCUGAAGAAAUAUGUUGCAUCACUUGGCAACAAACAAGCAGAGGAAGCUGCCGUAAAGUGAGAUCACUGAUAGAGGGGAUUCUAAAAACAGUCUAGAGUCUCUAGACAGUUGGCUGGAGGAGUCCGGCGAUAAGUAACAAGCCUGAGAAUCCAAAUGAGAGCGUUGAUAGGUUUAGAAAUUAUUAAAUGAUGAUAAAGAAAGGUUCAAGUCUGGUGACAGAAGGGUUUAAUCUGGAAUGUAAACAAAACUGUAUGUUACAUUUUAUGAAUAAAUGUAUUUUGCUGAUUUUAUGCUUUU
Messenger RNA from Capsella rubella, 1305 nucleotides. Its product is annotated as protein ABHD17C. The record is from RefSeq and is a predicted model, not a curated record. The transcript is spliced from 5 exons. Bases 247 to 1068 code for a protein of 273 amino acids. Lineage: Eukaryota; Viridiplantae; Streptophyta; Magnoliopsida; Brassicales; Brassicaceae.